Messenger RNA from Schistocerca americana (American grasshopper), 2321 nucleotides. RefSeq names its product proton-coupled amino acid transporter-like protein CG1139. Gene Ontology annotation, cellular component: vacuolar membrane. The record is from RefSeq and is a predicted model, not a curated record. Lineage: Eukaryota; Metazoa; Arthropoda; Insecta; Orthoptera; Acrididae. The coding region runs from base 1 to 1395 and encodes 464 amino acids. The transcript has 7 exons. Gene Ontology annotation, biological process: amino acid transmembrane transport. Gene Ontology annotation, molecular function: amino acid transmembrane transporter activity.
AUGUGUUUCAGUGGCAACACAGAAGGGAAGCAAACCACUAAACCAGGAUGUGAAACUGAUGACGGGGUCUUCAAAGGGGGAGAUGCAUCGUCACGCAAGGCGACUGCCAUUCCACCAGAAUACGACCCGUACUUAGCACGUGUCGUUGAUCAUCCCAUCACUAACGUGGAAGCGCUGGUCCAUCUACUGAAAGGCAGUAUAGGCACUGGCAUCCUGGCGACACCAAACGCCUUCAUGCACGCCGGGUACGUCGUGGGCGUGCUUGGAACCCUUCUCAUCGGCGUGGUGUGCUCGCACUCCAUGCAGAUGCUGGUGCGCGCGCAGCACGAGCUCAGUCGGAGGCGUCGUGUACCCAGCCUCACCUACCAGCAAACGGCCAUGGCUGCUUUGGAGGAAGGACCAAGCUGCCUGAAGCCUGUAGCGCCGUAUGCUGGGCAUAUUGUGAAUAUCUUCCAAGUAGUCUUACAGAUUGGAAGCUGUUGUGUGUAUGUGGUAUUUGUCAGCAGCCACAUCAAAGCCGUAGUGGACCAGUACUCUUAUGGGUUGGAUCUCAGGAUAUACAUGUUAAUUUUGCUCGUGCCACUGAUAAUAAUAAAUAUGGUGCGCAAUUUGAAGCUGCUGGCACCAUUUACAACUUUAGCCAAUAUCUUGACUUUAAUUGGCUUUUGUAUCACAUUCUACUACUUGUUGAACAGUUCUCCCAGCCUUUUGGACAGACAACCAUUUGGGCCUCUCAAGGAUUUGCCUCUGUUUUUUGGAACUGUGCUUUUUUCACUAGAGGCAAUUGGUGUACUUCUCCCAUUGGAAAAUAGCAUGAAAUCACCAGGAAGUUUUGUUGGUCCACUGGGUGUGCUUAACAGAGCUAUGGUUAUCAUCAUAUUUCUCUUUAUUGUAAUUGGAUUAUUUGGCUACAUGAAAUAUGGAAAUGAAGCUGAAGGAAGCAUAACACUUAAUCUGCCAGCUGAUGAAAUACUUGCACAAGCUGUGAAGAUAAUGCUGGCUGUCUCCAUUUUUAUAUCACACAGCCUACAAAAUUAUGUUAACAUUGACAUCUUAUGGAACAGUUAUUUGAGUGAGAAGUUUGAGAAACAUCCUCAUAAGAUUAUAUUUGAGUAUAUUGUUCGUAUUAGUCUUGUCACUAUUACAUUCCUGUUGGCAGCUGCUGUUCCAAAUCUGGAGCUGUUUAUAUCUCUGUUUGGAUCCCUCUGUCUGUCAGCUAUUGGAAUUGCUUUCCCAGCAAUAAUACAAAGCUGCAUCAUCUGGAAGAGCAGAAGUGGAAAACUUAAAUUUGUCUUGAGAAAUAUGAAGAACAUCUUUCUGGUCUCAUUUGCUUCUUUGGGUCUUGUUGUUGGGACAUAUAUAUCGAUAUCUGAUAUUACCAAAAAAUUUAGUUAAGUAGAUGCAACACCAGAUCUUAUAAAGUCAGUGAUAUUACUAAUGCCAAGUUGUAAAGCUAGAAAGAGUUAGCAACAGUGGCUAUUACCAGUUAGAUAAACCUUGUGUGCUUUUUACUUAGUGAUCAGAAGAAUGGAUGGGAGGGACAAAAUUGAUACUAAUUACUACUUAAUUAAGCAACAUAAUAGACUUCUACUGGAAUACUAUCUCACAUGCUUGUCCUUUAGACCUAAGAUUUUUUUGUCUGUUCAGUGACAAAAUAUUUUUACUAAAGUGAUACAAUUUUCAGAUGUCGUCAAUGUGAAGUUUUGAGACAUAUAUCAAAACUCUCAAUCAAAAAUAUGUACUGUGAAGUACAUGUGAGAAAGCAUUCAUUACGAAGUCACUUGAAAAUAAAUCUAUCAUUCCUGUAGGCAAAUAAAAUUGAAAAUGCUUGCUGUUGCAAAAGAGAUCCUGAUCAAGUAAGCUGUCAACGGAAAUAAGCAACUGCUUCUUAGUAUAAAUAUACAGUGAACCUUGACAGUUCAAAAUGAAUCUCUUCGGUUGUUAGAUGAGCAGUAUUGGUUAGUUAAGAUGGUCCUGAAAUUAAUUAAAAGUAAACUGAGAUGUUUUGUAUUUAUGCAUUCUUCCAGAUUAGAACAAACCGGUUCUAGUUGCAAUGUCUUGUGACUCUCAUGUAUUAAAGUUAGUACUAUGACGAAGAAACAAGGAAAACAUUUUCAGCAUAUAGAUCCACUCUCUCUGCUAACAAUACACAAAAUGUAAUGAAUAGACAAUGAAUGGAAUGCAUGGAGAGGUAACUGGAAAAUUUUUAUGUUGUCCUUACACAAAAUACAACAUUAAGAGACAGAUGAAUUUUAUAAAAGUACCUAUCUAAAGAUAUAUCUGUUCACGUUGUAAAUUGUGUGUGCUUUUUUAUUCUUGAA